AAGCUGUACCACAAUGUUCGCAAGACUGGCCGCAAUGAUUGUUCUCAGCAUGGCAACUCUUAUUCAUACUGUUGAGACUUCCCACCUGAUCAGCUUAACUCUGGUUGACAUCGGUGAUAAUAUAACAUUCGACUGCAAUGUUUCUGAGAAGGAGCUUAAAUUUGUUAACUGGUAUAAACAGGCUCUUGGACACAUAGUUGAAAUAGUGGCUUCUGUGAUCCUUGGUCAAACGACAAUAACUGAAAGAUUUAAAGGCUCUCACUUUGCAAUAACACCAGAAGGGACUCGUCAUGAUCUCACUAUCUUCAAUAUCAGCAAAGAGGAUGAAGCAACAUAUUUCUGUCACAUUGGAACAACAUAUUCACAGAAGUUCAUCAGUGGCACUUUCCUAGCUGUGAAUGAUGAUAAACAGCAGAAAUCUCUCUACUUGAAACAACAUCCAAAGACAGAGUUGGUUCAGCAGGGAGAGACAGUAACUCUCCAGUGUUCACUUCUCUCCAAGAAUAAAGAAAAGUCCCAGUGCCCAACUAAACCCAGUAUGUACUGGUUCAGAACUGAAUCAGAACGAUUCCAUCCAGGCAUCAUUUAUACUCAGACGAACAUCAGCGACAAAGACUUGGACAGAAGCUGUUCUUACAGUUUAUCUGUACGAGACUCAUCUGAUGCUGGAAUUUACUACAGCGCUGUGGUAGCAUGUGGAUCAAUCGUGAUUGGUGAAGGAUCCAAAGUGGAGAUGAAGCAAGAAGUUGACAGACUUGUCAUAAUACUUGGAGGACUGCUGGCCUGCUGUGUUAUUAUUAUAGUCCUCCUCAUUUUCUACAUUAAACUGAAGCGAAAGUGUGGACAAUUCAAAGGUCAAAAUGGUGGUUCCAGUCUGGUAGAGGAUGGCAAAUCAAAUGUUGUUCACACAAGAAACUUGGAUGAUGAAGCAAUAGAAGUGAACUAUGCAUCAGUGCAAACCCGGGUUAGAGGGUCUAAUGAGAAGAAAACGCUUCCUGAAGAAUGUGUUUACUCCUCUGUCAAAUUAGAUGGUCACCAAAAUCACCUCUCCUCACUUUAG
Messenger RNA from Xiphophorus maculatus (southern platyfish), 1060 nucleotides. RefSeq lists its product as uncharacterized. Bases 14 to 1060 code for a protein of 348 amino acids. Gene Ontology annotation, biological process: response to bacterium. The transcript is spliced from 6 exons. The record is from RefSeq and is a predicted model, not a curated record. Lineage: Eukaryota; Metazoa; Chordata; Actinopteri; Cyprinodontiformes; Poeciliidae.